AUGGAAACCGGAACCUCCAUGACCGUUGAUCCAUCUUCCGCUGCGACCUCUGAAUCUGUUGUCACACCUGAUACCAUCUCCGCUGCCAUCGCCCAGGCUCUAAAGCAACAAGCAACCGAGUUUCAAACAAUCAUUGGCACUCUUCAAACCCAAGUCAGCAAAUUGUCUGUCAAAAAGGGAACUCAGUCCACCCAGUCAUCCUCUACACCAAUGUCUCAGCGCAUUUCUACACCACCUACUCGCAAGGUCUCUCAAGGUACAACACCGCCUUCAAGAACUCCCAGAACACCGGCAACACCUACUCCUCCCCGCAAGAAACAUCCAUUACAACUCCAUCUGACUGAGACUCCCAAAGACUUCAAGUCUUGCAAGAUGAUGUGGGGUCUUUACAGACAAAGCGAUAUUCCCCCAACCCCCAACCCUGGCCUUUUGCAAGAGUUCAAUGCAAAGUUCAGCACGUCUGCAGAAGUUGAAGCGGUCAUUGGCGAUCCGGCCAGCGGCGACAUUAUCGCUCGAGAAUCUAUUCUGUCUUUGAAAGAAUUGCGUGUUAAUGGUGGUAAGAUAGCCAGGGGUCUUGGUCAUAUUGACCAGAUCUCUGUGCUAUAUAUGAAUGGCAUACUGGCAAAAGUUGGGAUCCGGGAAUGGGCACCGGACCUUGAAGAUGCCCCUGAUUCCUUGUACAAUUCAGCAUCCUCCGGAACUUACAACUAUAUGAAUGUCGAACUCAAAUAUGCGGACAACAUCACUUUGUUCAUUGCAACCUAUAAUCAUUACGUACAUUAUGUAAUGGCUGGGAAAUACAAGGCUGAAAAGGCUGAAGCGGGGCGCCUUGCUAGAGAAUCGAACAGAAAAAAUAUCCAAAAGUAUAGGGAAAGACUCCUUAGUGACGAAAGAUUUACUGCCAAAUACCGCGACGCCCUAUCCGAAGCGUAUGAGUUAUCAGAUGAAGAAGACAAUGUCGACCCAGGCCCCAACGAAGCUGAUGACGAAGAUGACGACAAAGAUAUCAAUAUGGGUGGUAAUGGCACGGCUCUAGGUACAGAUGAUGACAAUGACCAGUUUUAUGAACAAGGUGAAUAUGGCAACUUGUAUGAUGAUGAGUGA
Molecule: messenger RNA, 1104 nt
Organism: Melampsora larici-populina 98AG31
Lineage: Eukaryota; Fungi; Basidiomycota; Pucciniomycetes; Pucciniales; Melampsoraceae
Exons: 4
Coding region: 1-1104 (367 amino acids)
Source: RefSeq, a predicted model, not a curated record